ACCGCCGCUCAGGAUUAAAAAAGAAACGACACAACCUACGGUCACUCCUACUUGACCGCAACUUCCAAACCCACGCAGCCAAAACCUGUCUCUACAUUUCGCUCUGGUACACGUUCUCGGGGAUUCUUUCAGUUUACAAUAAGUGGUUGUUUGGAUCAUCCGAGCGGGACUUUUCAUUCCCUCUGCUAGUCAGUAGUGUGCAUAUGCUUAUGCAGUAUUCCCUGGCGACCUUGUGUCUGAGGUUGUUUCCGAAACUGCGGCCGACCCAGAAAAAUACUACUUGGGGAUUGUACUUGACCCGGGCUGUACCCUGUGGACUGGCGUCGGCGCUGGAUAUUGGUCUGAGUAAUGUUAGCCUGCGGACGAUUACGUUGACGUUUUACACCAUGUGCAAGUCUUCCGGGUUAGGGUUCGUCCUGUUGUUUGCGUUUUUGUUUGGGUUGGAGCGGGUGCGGUUUGCAUUGAUCGUGGUUAUUGCGAUUAUCACCGUGGGGGUUGUGCUGAUGGCUGCCGGCGAGGUGGAUUUCAAGCUCCUGGGGUUUACCCAAGUGGUUUCAUCCGCGGCAAUGAGCGGAUUGCGGUGGUCUUUGACGCAGAUUCUUUUAUCGCAGGCGCGUUUUGGGAUGAAUAACCCCGUGGCCACAAUGUCCAGGCUUAUGCCAAUAAUUGGCGCCUCUAUGCUUGCCUUUUCAUUGAUCCUCGAGCAACCUGUUUCGCAACUAUCCCAGGAUAAAAACAUGCAGUCACUGCGUGAUGUUCUGUUUAUCGUAGUUAUGAUGGGUGUUGGUGGGUGUUUGGCUUUUGCAAUGGUGCUUUCCGAGUUUUUUCUUAUUGCGCGUACAUCCGUGGUUACUCUGUCCAUUGCCGGGAUGCUGAAAGAAGUAGUUAUGAUUGGUGUGGCGCAUUUGAUUUUCGGCGACUCCAUGACGCUCGUGAAUGCAUCCGGGUUAGUGGUGACUUUGUUUGGUAUUGCCAUGUACAAUUGGCUCAAGAUACACGAUACAAUGAACGGCCAGGUGGACGAGGACUCUAGUUCGAAUGCACAUGGCGACGACAGUGGUGGACGGGGCGUGGAUGAAUCGCAGUUGCGUCAGUUGGUUUUUGCUACAGACGCUUAUGAUGAAAUUGCCGCGGUGGAUUUUGUUUUCGAAGAGGAUGGUUUGGACACGCAGACUGAGAAUCAAGAAAGAUUGCGUGGAAAUAAUCUUACAAGCAACAGUGCCGAUACCAGUGCUGGUUCCAAUGUGUUUGGUGGCCAUUCUCGCUUUGUAAACUCGCCGCCAAAGCUGGCUUUUUCUGAUGCUGCCACUAAAAGGACUUUGCGGAGUAGUAGCUCGCAGAGCACAGAUGAUUCUAUAAUCUUGGACCACGAUGAAGUCACCCCGGGCCCGAUGAGGCUCAAGAACCGCGAGUAGAGAAUAUACACACCAUAUAAAUAACACAUAGAAUUUGUUAACACGCAAAAUAUAAAAAUAAUUAACAGAGGUUUUUUUUCUUCUUCUUUCAAACGA
Molecule: messenger RNA, 1511 nt
Organism: Kickxella alabastrina
Lineage: Eukaryota; Fungi; Kickxellomycota; Kickxellomycetes; Kickxellales; Kickxellaceae
Product: triose-phosphate transporter family-domain-containing protein
Exons: 1
Coding region: 204-1415 (403 amino acids)
Biological process (GO): UDP-glucose transmembrane transport
Cellular component (GO): cis-Golgi network; Golgi apparatus; endoplasmic reticulum-Golgi intermediate compartment
Molecular function (GO): antiporter activity
Source: RefSeq, a predicted model, not a curated record